Molecule: messenger RNA, 1560 nt
Organism: Anthostomella pinea
Lineage: Eukaryota; Fungi; Ascomycota; Sordariomycetes; Xylariales; Xylariaceae
Source: the annotation of a GenBank genome assembly
AUGGAGAUAGAUGCGCCCGACGAUGCGCCACCCAUCCUACGAUUGCCUGUCGAGCUGCUCCUGCAGACUUCUUCGUAUCUCAGCGUGGCGGACCUGUUUUCGCUGCGCCUGACCUGCCGUCAUGUCGAGGCCUCUAUAUUCGCAUCGUUUUGUCAGGAGUUCUUUGCCGAACGCCGGUUCAUGAUCACCUUCAGCAGCUUACAAGCUCUCGUUGAUAUCUCGAGUCUACCACGAUUCUCGGAAUACAUCACCCAUCUCACCAUCGGGCUUGACCGCUUCGACACCAGUGAAGCAUUGCCUCGCUUUGCCGACUACUGGGACCCCGUGACCCAUACAGCGCGCGAUGCCCCCCUGGUCAAGGAGGGGAUCAAUGAACACAAACUUGAAGCAUUUACCGUCGAGCAGAACUUCAUCGUCAGCAGUGGGAAACUGCAGAUGAUGCUCACCGAGGCGCUGGGGAACCUCGAGAACCUUCAGGAACUCAGCUUGCGAGACAGCAAUGCACGCAAGACAUCCAGUCGCCCAGACUCGAACACGUUAUUAGUCAGUCACGGUGCCGCCCACGUUUUCCGAGAAACGGGUAUCAACUUCAUCGACCAUGAAUCACACCUCCAUCCUCACGACCACCAAUUCGUGGACAUUGUCUUCUCAGCCCUUCUCCUGGCUCUAGCGAGAAGUGGCACACAACUGAAAGCAUUGACAGUCGACAUAAGCAAGCACGACGUCGGCUUGUCGAGUUCUGCCUUCUCAUUGCCCAUGUUCCUCCUCCAUGACCUCCAACCAACUUUGUUCAAUCUUCAACACCUCGACCUGUCAAUUAGCUUUAUCCAGGCGACUCUGGGUAGCUACUCGAACCGCUCAGCCGGGUUCUUGUCAUGGCAGCAACACCAGCUGUUUAAAUUCCUUGAGCAGACGCCCAACCUCGUCAGUCUUCGGAUAGUAUCAAAGGAACGGGGUUUCGUCGCCGAUGGCAUCAUAGUCUGGCUCGCUAGCCUACUAGAACGAGAGAGUGAUGGUCAUCAACCCGACAAACAGAUCAGCCGGCCGUCCCUCCCACACUUCGAACACAAGUUCCGAGCGCUGCGUGAACUAGAGCUUAUCAACAUGGCGGCGCCUGCCACGACGCUCUCCAAAGUCUUGUCCUGCCUUUCACAGUCGUUAACCAAGCUGUCCUUCAGCAAGUUGGCGUUGACAGUCACGGACUCAGACGACGAACUCGACAACGAUGCCCAGAAACCGAACGCGUGGGUCUUGCUUCUACAGGACAUGUAUGCCUGUCUCCAGCUGGAAAGCUUCGCGGUGUCUGCCUUGGAGCAUCAUACUCCGAGCUGUUCGAGGCCUCAGAGUACUGGCGGCCACCCGGUUGCUUUCCUGCCUUCUAAUUUCGGUGUCCAAGGCAGGUUGGCCAGUGGGAUGCUAAAUACAUGGUCGCAUACGGGGAAUGUCACCACCAUGAAGGAUUUCCUCCAGGAGAUGUCUAUAAAGACAAUCGUUAUAUGCCCACGAUGCAAACAGAAUAAUGCCGGAUAUCGGUCUGUGGAGGACAUCCUUGAGGCUUGA